AUGAGCGCUCCCUCCCAACUACCUACCCCGGCCCACACCCUCGCCGACUCGAUGUUAUCGCGGCGCUUCGGCAAAGAGACUGUGAAUUAUUUCUCCAGCUCGCCUCUCAAUCGACUGUCCUUCCUGCGAACGGAGCACUCAUUCCUAUCCUCGGCCCUAAAGCACCCCUCCACCAAAUUCGUCCUGCUGAACAACCUCGCCCCGCUAACCCGCUCCCCGGCUGAGCUGUACACGGCCAAAUACGAUGAAGUGCGCAAACUUGUCGCGCCCGAUUUUUUCGACCGCCCCGAGGAAGAGUCGAUCAAGGACUUUGACUCGCGCAAGACAAACCCCAACUUGAUCUUCCUCGGCCUGGACGAAAGUGCCAAGGAGGGUGGUAUGGCGUGGAAGAUCUAUACCGGUACACCAUUCUUUGCGCUAGACGUAACGCCCCGUGGCUCCGAAGCUCAACAAACCGCCGCAAAGGAUGUAACCAGUGCCCUGGAAGAGCAGGGAUUGUCUUUCUUCCAGACCCGCGUUGUCACAACGUUUUCCCCGGAGGAAGCCGCCAUCUACGCGCAAGCCCGCGCCCUGAUGGACUGGAACAACAGGAAUACCUUCUGCGGCACCUGCGGCAACCCGACCCUAUCCAAGGCAGCCCAGCCCCCCCGACCCCCCUGCAGCACACGCACGACAAUCUCAAACCUCUCCUUCCCGCGCACCGACCCGACGAUAAUCGUCGCCGUGGUCUCGCACGACGGCAAGCGGGUCCUGCUCGGCCGGUCGAAGCGCUUCCCGCCGAAAUGGUACUCCACGCUGGCGGGCUUCAUCGAGCCGGCCGAGUCGAUCGAGGACGCUGUGCGGCGCGAGGUGUGGGAGGAAGCGGGCGUGACGCUUUCGCGAGUCGUCAUUCACUCGUCGCAGCCUUGGCCGUACCCGGCUAAUCUAAUGAUUGGCGCGAUUGCGCAGGUUAGCGAGCCCGCGCAUGAGAAGAUCAAUCUCGAGCAUGAUCCUGAGUUGGAGGAUGCGAGGUGGUUUGAUGUUGAGGAGGUUGAGGAGGCGUUGAGGGUUGGUGUUAGUGAUUUGAGCUCUGAGGCUGGCGCUGAGUAUAAGGGUGGGUUGAGAUUGCCGCCUCCUACUGCCAUUGCUAAUCAGUUGAUUCGGGCUGCGGUUGAUGCGGAGUAUUUCCGUGGUGAGAAGUGCUCGCUUUAG
Messenger RNA from Penicillium manginii, 1191 nucleotides. Its product is annotated as NAD(+) diphosphatase. The record is from RefSeq and is a predicted model, not a curated record. Lineage: Eukaryota; Fungi; Ascomycota; Eurotiomycetes; Eurotiales; Aspergillaceae. Gene Ontology annotation, cellular component: cytosol. Gene Ontology annotation, biological process: NADP+ catabolic process; NAD+ catabolic process. The transcript has 4 exons. The coding region runs from base 1 to 1191 and encodes 396 amino acids. Gene Ontology annotation, molecular function: NADH pyrophosphatase activity.